Molecule: messenger RNA, 2032 nt
Organism: Salmo salar (Atlantic salmon)
Lineage: Eukaryota; Metazoa; Chordata; Actinopteri; Salmoniformes; Salmonidae
Source: RefSeq, a predicted model, not a curated record
GACACGCCCACUUUCCCCCCAGCAGUGUGCAAUGUUGUGUUUAAGGUGUUGCUACGGUUUGACUGAAUAACAGUUUCACAGGCGGGUAAAACCGAGAACCCUGAUAGCCACUUCCUACAAAAAUACAUGCAUGCGCUCGCUCACACACACACACACACACACACACAAGCACACACACAGACUGCGCCACACUACCCACGAUGCCACUGUUAAAGCUGCUCCGCACCAGAAAUGAGCAACCGAGAACACACUCAUACCCCCGCUACCGCUACCUGGCAUCGGACAUCAGAACAGCUUGCUGAUGUCACAUUUAGACACACACACACACAGGAAAGAAGGCGUGCAUGACACAGACUGUUGACUCCUGCAGCGACAGCAACAAAAGACCUGUCAGUUGUUCCGUUACUGUGUGACUGCUGUUUCACAUCCAUCUGCUUAUGUCAUCCUCUGGGCUCUGAUCUGACCUCUCACCUGACCUUUACCUGCACCUCAUCAGACUGACUCACCUGGAGGGGCAACCUGGUGGAACUAGAGCUUCCUGUUAACUCCUCCGGGCGGUGUCCCUAUGAUGUGACCGGUUGGGAGCAUCAAAUGGAGCAGCUGUACUUUUGGUUCUACCUGCUGCUCUUCAUCCCUGGUCUCUGCCUCAACACCACAGCUCUCUGGGUGCUUUGUAGACACAUCAGUAAGAAGACCAAGGCAGUGAUCUUCAUGGUGAACCUGGCUCUAGCUGACCUGCUCCAUGUCAUGUCUUUGCCUCUGAGGAUCCACUACUACCGGACACACACCUGGCCCUUUGGACAAACACUGUGUCUGUUCUGUUUCUACCUCAAAUACCUCAACAUGUACGCUUCCAUCACCUUCCUGGUGUGUAUCAGUGUCCAGAGGUGUGUGUUUUUGCUACAGCCCUUCUAUGCCAGGCGGUGGAGACGGCGUUAUGACCUGUUGAUCAGCGCCACCGUGUGGCUGGUGGUGGGAAUAUUUUGUUCCCCUUUUAUUAUCAUGAGGAUCAGCAACAGCACUGUACCCGGCCAAUACACCCCUAGCCCCAGUACCAGUCUCAUACCCAGCUCUAACCCCAGCUAUUACACUGGUAGUCCUAUUCCAUACUCCACACCCUCCACCUUACCUUACACAAGCCCCAGCCCCAGACCCGGCGACGGCUGUUUUAAGGACCUGCCCACCAGGAAACUGCCACUUCCCCUGAUGGCAGCCAUGAUGGUGCUUGCGGAGCUGUUUGGGUUUGUGUUACCGCUCAGUGCCAUCAGUUACUGCUCUCUCCGGAUCGCUCACUCACUGAGACAGAGACAGGACAGAGAGCACCACCAAAACCACCGCUGCCCCUCGACCAGCCAGGCCCAACCCUCAGCCCAGACGGACAGAGAGCACCACCACAAUCACCGCUGCCCCUCGACCAGCCAGGCCCAACCCUCAGCCCAGAUGCACAGGCAGACGGACAAAGAUAAGCGUCGCGCCCUGAGGAUGGUUAUGAGCUGCUCGGCUCUAUUCCUGUUCUGUUUCGCUCCGUACCACGUCAAUUUCCUGUUGUACGUGAUGGUGUCUCAGGAUAUAGUGUCCCACUGCCCCACGAUGCUGGCGGUGCGUCAUUUCCACCCUAUUUCUCUGUGUGUAGCCAGUCUGUCCUGCUGUCUGAACCCUUUGUUAUAUUACUUCCUCACUGCAGAGUUCAGACAGCACCUCUCCCAACGGACCUCCUCCCUCUCCUCCUCCAUUAGAGGCCGGCUCAUGAGCCUGGAAAGCACCUCCUCUUUUAGGGAGUAACACCUCCUGCAGGGAGCACUUUGUCUCCUCCUCCUCUCCUCAAUCAAUCAAAUGUAAAUAUGAAGUCCUUUUUACAUCAGCUGAUGUCACAAAGUGCUAUACAGAAAUCCAGAAUAAAACCCCAAACAGCAAGCAAUGCAGGUGUAGAAGCACAGUGGCUAGGAAAAACUCCCUAGAAAGGCAGGAACCUAGGAAGAAACCUAGAGAGGAACCAGGCUAUGAGGGGUGGCCAGUCCUCUUCUGGCUGUGC